UUCAAACAUGUUUUAUAUAUAUAAAGGUGCGACUAGGGAAUGAAAUCAUAGUCACUUGCGGUUUAGACCAAGACUAAAUAAACGUUCAAGAUGUUUAAACUAAAUAUUGUUCUGGUUCUCGUAUUUUCCCAAUACGCUUUAUCACAAAUCGUUAAAAUAGAACAAUGUAAAUUGAGUGACGCAGAAUGUAUCAAAACAAGCCAAAGCAAAUUCUUAAAGGAAGCGAGCAGAGGAACGCCCGAUUUCACAUUAAAAUCGACAGAUCCUUAUCUUGUUCCUCACUUUGCACACACGUUUGAAAAAGAAAAAGUACAGGUAGAGUUUAAAAAUGUUGUUGCCACUGGAUUCAGAAAUCAGCAGGUUACCAAUAGCAAGUUUACAGAGAAGAAUGGAGCAAUUGAUGGAGAGGUAGACCAUAAAUUAGACCUAAUUAUAACUGGCGAGGUACUUUUAAAAUCAUUAGAGUCUGGGAAGCAAGUGUCUGGACCUAUUACAAUUGAAGCAAGUUUGAAUGAAAAGCUGAAUUACGUAUUAAGCCCAACUACGACUGCUGAUAAUAAAUUUAAAGGACUUACAGUUGGAGCAGAACAAAAACAAUGUAACAUUAUCGGCGAACCUAAGCUCACUUCAAGCGCUGAGCUUAAAAAUGCUUUAGUCAAAGAGCUCCCAUCGAAACUGGAGGAUUACGAUGGAAUACUUAAGGACCUUAAGAGACUUGCCGUUUGUAUGGUAGCGGAUGCUGUAUAUGGUGUUCAUAUGGAGAACAUGAGAGUUUCUGCAGCUGACUAUGGAGUCUACAAUAAUGCUUAAAUUAUUAUAUAUUUUUGGGUACACCGUGUAGAUUAAUAGUUACAAUAAAUGGGUUCAUUAUUUCAUAAUAAAGUAUGACUGUGUGAAAUUAAAAAUGAUGUAUGCUUAUAACCAGGUAUCCAAAAAUGUUUACCAUAUUGAUUGUUUCUUGGAAUAAAUUCUAUAUCUGAAAUA
Galleria mellonella (greater wax moth) is the source of this 984-nucleotide messenger RNA. RefSeq lists its product as uncharacterized. Bases 91 to 810 code for a protein of 239 amino acids. NCBI's taxonomy places the organism in Eukaryota, Metazoa, Arthropoda, Insecta, Lepidoptera, Pyralidae. The transcript has 5 exons. The record is from RefSeq and is a predicted model, not a curated record.